AUGUUCGCUGUUACUCAAGGCAAAGUCAGCUUUCUCACCGCCAGCACUGUCACCGAUGCCGCUUUUGGCUUGCUUCGCUGUGUCGAUGCCGAGUUCUCCGCAGUGAGCUCACAGCACUCGACAGCCUGUAGGGACAUAGUCCAUUUCUUCGGCCUCGUGUGGUUCACCCGCGAGAACGCCAUCUGGCUUUGCCCUGCCGAGGCGAAGGGAAACACGGACGAGCCACGCAAGAUCGACCCAUCGCUCAACAUCGUCGAACUCCUCUGUCCUGUCGCCUUUCUCUGCCUGCUCAGCUACAACAAUGAUGCUGGAGCGGUCUGCACCGCGGCUAGCGCUCGCAAGCAAGAGAAGAAGAAUGUCGCUGAGCUGGAGUCAUCUGGUUUGCAUCACUUCUACGAGUUCUGCUGCGUAUUGUGGAAGCUGGCUCCACAGUUACACGACAUCGCGCACACGCAGACCUGCGAGCAUAUUGUGAUCGACGAAUUUGUUCAAGGGCUUGUGGACUGCCACAGGAACGGCAAGAUGCCAAUGUGGACGAUCGUUGUGUGCCAGAUCUAUCUUGACGUCUACGAUUUGCUCGGCGAUCACAUCUCGCACGCGGACAUUGUCGCCCUGAGGGAUGAAACUGGUUUCUCGAUGAGUGAUGCUGGUGACGCUAUGACAACACUCGAAUGGGUGGCCAAAGCCUUCAAUCGCUUCGAGGAGGCCACCUGGAUCGCACCAGAGGGCGCUCACGCCUUACCGGCGAAGCAGCACACCCGUAUUCGAGAGGAACUGGGGUGUUCGGCCUCUGCAAUGGAACGUGCGCUCCCUGCUCAUACUGGCGCCAUCCUUGGAGAUCUCAAGAUUGGUAUGCACGAGGCCGGCACCCAACUCGCCAAUCACGGCUACUACGUGCUCUCGAUGGCUCAUCUGUACAAAGCACUCCGUGCCCAGGGCAAGCUCGACUCUGACUGGCAAGACAUGGACUUUGCAUUGGCGGCGUUCGACACAAAGCAACCGCUGCUCCCAAAACCCGGUCAGCCAUAUGAUGGCGAAGCAGCAGUUCUUCAUUACGUCAUGUCUAUGGGCGUUCCCACCCAAGGUGCCAGCUCCAAAUCCUUUAAGAAGGGCUUACCUUUGCAAGUCGGACUGAAAGACGAGCGCAAGAUUGCCAUCAAGUCUGCUCUACUCUCCGGCCUCAGCGACCGCCAACAGGCCUGGAAGAAGAGUGGUCUGGGUUACUCCAAGAUUAAGACACUCGAGGUCGUUCUGCACAGUCUGACGGCUUCCGCUUCGCAAGCAAAGGAUAGCCCCUCUGCUCCUCGCGGAUCGCAGGUCCGUGUGAGUUUCACACCUCUUCAGCUCCUAGCGACUUACAAGAAGGCUUUCAUGGCGGACGAGCCGCAACUGAACUUCGACUACGCCAGCUUCAUGGUCACCUGUCCUCGUCUGCUGAAGACGAUCUCCAACAGUAGCACCAUCAGCGGCGACCAUUUCACCCUCGUCUCCGAACUCCUCAGGUCUCCGACACCGAUCCCUGCCGUCGCCGAGGCGACCAACAUCAUCAAAGCUCACGUCGCCAACAGCGGCAAGCUCUUCAUCAAGCAAGCCUACGACCAAUCCAGCGGCCGCAUUCCGAAAGCCAUGCGUCCGAACAUCGAACUUAAUCUGGAGACUCGCGAAGCCAGCCUCGACAUGUUCAGUACGAUGUACGAGUACUCCAACACCAAAUACGCCUUCUCCGGUCGCGCCAUGGCUGUGUAUCAUCCCAAGGUGAAGCCGGAAUUGUGCCCCGAAAAGAGUUGCAAAGGCCACGCUCUGCGCGAAGGCGCCGAGACGGACCCGCACGCCCACCACCACGGCGAGCGGGUUAUGACGCAUGGCUCUGCCCUGCCGAACGCAAUCAUGGACGAAGGCCUUGAGGCGGUGAAGAAGAACCCGGCGAAGAUUGCGGCGGCCAGGAGCAGGACUGUGAACCACUACUUCAAGCUGUACGAGCUGGGCAAGAUCACCGAGACGAAGCUUCGAGAGCUGGUGCGCAACAUCAUGGGUCUAGAGAUCGCUCCGCGUGAGAAGCAGGGAAAGGACGACAAAGAUCCGCUUUGGGCGUAUGCUUUGACGCCGGAGAGCAGCAUGUACAUGCCGUGGUUUCAGGGUCUCGUGCUUGGAGGGGAAGCUACGCCAGCGCAUUUCGGGGUGACGAUUAUGGUGAAUGUGGCGCUGGUGGACUUUGAUGCGGCUAUCAAGGACGGGUUGGUGAAGGUAUGA
Molecule: messenger RNA, 2250 nt
Organism: Saxophila tyrrhenica
Lineage: Eukaryota; Fungi; Ascomycota; Dothideomycetes; Mycosphaerellales; Extremaceae
Exons: 5
Coding region: 1-2250 (749 amino acids)
Source: RefSeq, a predicted model, not a curated record